Paramecium tetraurelia is the source of this 468-nucleotide messenger RNA. RefSeq lists its product as uncharacterized. The record is from RefSeq and is a predicted model, not a curated record. Lineage: Eukaryota; Ciliophora; Oligohymenophorea; Peniculida; Parameciidae. The transcript has a single exon.
AUGUAACAAAAAAAUCUAUACAUAAACAAUAAUAAAUAAAAUUAGGAUAAUAAUCAACAUGAAGUGGUAAAUGCUAUUAAUACUUCUCCAGAAAAAUAGAUUUAAACCCUUUAGGAUGCUCGAUAAAACCAAUAAUAACUUAGAAUGUAGAAUAAACAGUAAAAUAAUUUAAAUUUGGAAGAACUUAAUUAUAAAAUUCAGGAUAUUCAAAAACUUAAUUUAUAAUUGGAUGAAAAAAGUAAUAAAUUGUUUGGGUAAAUAAAGUAAGAUGUUUCAAAUUUGCAGACUGCUAUAACUUAGAAUAUCUCUCCAUCAGAAAGAGGAUUAAGAAAAAAAGAAACUAUAAAAAAUGGAAUAAAUUUAGAUGAUUUAUUAGACUAUGAAUAAGGCUCGAUCAACUUAGAUGAAUUAGCUAGUUACAGAGGUAGUUAAGAGUACAAAGUAUUGGAUAAUUACCAAAAUUUUUGA